This is a messenger RNA of Arctia plantaginis, 1011 nucleotides long. Lineage: Eukaryota; Metazoa; Arthropoda; Insecta; Lepidoptera; Erebidae. The record is from the annotation of a GenBank genome assembly.
AUGGAAGACAAUAAGCUUACACAGGAAAUAAAAAGACACGCUGUUAUCGUCGCUUUACGCGCAAUUCACAGCGAUCUUGAAAUCUCUGGAUGUUUAAAUGUCGCCCGAUCGUUUGUACAUAAAGUUCGUCAAGAGUUGGAAGCAUCUGGAGACGAUGUGGAAACUGUUGCCAAGCGCAAAAAGCAUGAAGCACGUUCAGACAGUAUUAGAACACCACAGUUUCAGGACAUUAUUACCUUACCGAAAGACCGUCAUGUUUCUGAGGGCACAAUCCGAAAUACUGUCCACGAAGACCUUCGGUACAAGUCCUACGUGAUGCGCAUGGGGCAGUUUAUGUCAGCACAAACUCGGAGUCAACGAUUAAUCCGGGCAAAACGACUUUUGAACAAGCUAAAACAUCCUGAAAGGCCGAAUCUGCUCUGGUUGAUUUACGACGAAAAAAUUUUUGACCAGGAUCAGAAAACAAACCGGCGAAAUGAUAGGUGGUUAUGUUCGGAUCCUACAGAUGUCCUCCAUGUUAUGCACACAAAGUUUCCCGCAACUGUUAUGAUUUUGGGAGUGGUGAGCAAUGAAGGACACGUCAUGCCGCCUCACUUCUUUUCUCAUGGGCUUCGGGUGAAUGCUGCCGCCUACACUGAGGUUUUAAAAACAGUUCUAAAACCCUGGAUAGACAGAGUGCGUGGUGAGGGGCCAUACCUACUCCAACAGGACUCUGCACCUUCACACAAAGCCAUGACGACCCAAGAUUGGAUGUCCGAGAAUCUGCAUGACCACAUUACCCCAAACUACUGGCCACCGAGCUCGCCGAACCUGAAUCCUUUGGAUUUCUACGUAUGGGGCGUUAAUGAACGGGAUACCAAUAAGCAUCCCCAUAACACGCUUGAAUCCCUUAAAGCUACUAUUACCAGAGUUAUGACCCAAAUGAAUAAGGAUCAUUUAAUUCGGGCAUGCAGACGUUUCCGACAGAGAAUUGAGGCUGUUAUUGCUGCAAAAGGCGAUUUUAUUGAAUGA